Messenger RNA from Spodoptera frugiperda (fall armyworm), 896 nucleotides. RefSeq lists its product as uncharacterized. The transcript is spliced from 4 exons. NCBI's taxonomy places the organism in Eukaryota, Metazoa, Arthropoda, Insecta, Lepidoptera, Noctuidae. The record is from RefSeq and is a predicted model, not a curated record. Bases 64 to 831 code for a protein of 255 amino acids.
ACGAAUAGAACAAUGUUUUCUGAACCAUAAAUUACUUUGGAAUAGGUUCGUGAACUUCCCAACAUGGGGGGUCUAAAAGUGUUCUGGUCCUGCCUAGGACUUGUCUUAAUUUCAUCCUGCUACGUCAGCGCUUGCGACGAGAAAGGACUAUGUUUGCUGGAAGUAUUGAAGGAAAUGAAAGAAUGCAAGAAAGCAGAGUUGGCUUCGUUACUGAAGCCACUUCUUGCAACUAAAUUGCUCGAAAAAGAAAAGAAGGGAUGUUGUAAGGAGCUGCCACUGCCACCUCCUCCUACAAUCAUGCUGAUGCCUGCGCCGCCACCACCAUGCGCUGCUCCUGCCCCACCGUGUGCCCCAGCCCUGCCACCGAUACUGCUGGCGCCCCCGCCACCUGCGCCACCCUGUCUACCACCACCUGCCCCAGCUCCACUCUGUCUGCCUGCUCCUCCUCCAGCCCCGAUAUACCUACCAGCGCCUCCACCAGCUUGCUUACCAGCACCUCCUGCACCACUGGUUCUGCCAGCACCACCACCGUCACUGAUGUUGCCGCCCCCACCCCCACCACCAGCGCCCCUUUAUCUUCCAGCUCCUCCGCCAGCCCCUCUCUACCUGCCUCCUGCUCCAGCGGCAGCUCCCGCCCCUGCUCCUCUGGUUAUAUCGCUGGUUCCACCGCCGCCUCCUCCUCCCCCACCAUCCUGUCUUCCUCCCCCUCCUCCCCCACCCCCAGGAUAUCCAAUGACGGCCUACAUGGUGGCCCCACCGGUACCCAUUACCUUGGAGCCAAAACCGCUGGAAUUACCUCCCUGCCCAUGUGCCUACAAGAAAUAUUUUUAAUUUGUUCACAAUAGUAUUUUAGUUUAGUUUUUAUUUAUUUCACGUUCACAUAAAUAAAUACACUG